Molecule: messenger RNA, 526 nt
Organism: Macrobrachium nipponense
Lineage: Eukaryota; Metazoa; Arthropoda; Malacostraca; Decapoda; Palaemonidae
Exons: 4
Coding region: 122-508 (128 amino acids)
Source: RefSeq, a predicted model, not a curated record
GGUGAAAUCCAUAAGGCUACCUCGGGACAGUGGCGAGAAUGGGCGUUUCAAAGGAUUUGGUUAUGUUGAAUUUGGAACACGGUCAGAGCUUAUUGAGGCACUUACUAAAAAUGAGGAUACCAUGGGAAACCGUAAGAUACGUAUUGACGUAGCAGGUGGUGAAGGUGGAAAUCAAAGAAGAGGGUUUUCUGAUAGAGGUGGUGGCAAUCGUGAUAGAGAUGAAGAUCGUUUGGAUCGUAGUGAAGGCGUAUCAGAUUGGCGUGCAGCUCCUAGAGAUUCGGCUCCCCGAGAUGGAGGUCGUGAUGACAGAAGCCCACCCAGGGGUGGUUUUGAACGUGACAGGUGGGAUGAUAGGAGAGAUGGUUUUGGUGACCGUGAUCGUGGAGGUUUUGGUGAUAGGGAUCGUGACCGUGGAGGCUUUGGUGAUAGAGACCGUGAUCGGGGGGGAUUUGGUGACCGUGAUCGCGAACGUGGUGGAUUCGGAGACAGAGACCGAGGAGGUAGGUGAUACGCUUUGUUGAUCUGU